GCUUGUUUGUUCUUGUUGAAACAAACAAAUUAGUUACACAACCAGUGUUUGUCAAACUGUAUGUAUCGUACCCAUAAGUUCUGCUGAUUGAAUUACAUGUUAAAGCACAUAUUACUACGCGACGACGAAUUAGUCUUACCAAUUUAACCUCUGGUAAGGUUACAGUUCUGCUUUCGCUGAAUGACAUAACAGAUGGAAUACGGAGUGAACACUCUUCGACUUUACCAGGAGACACAACCAACUUGCAUUGCCACACAUGUGGUUUGUUGUGUUCUGCUCGUCCUUCCUCUGGGACUUCACAUGUAAUAGAUUUAACUCGACCUGGUAAAGAAAAAACAAAGACUUGAAAAGUAAGUUUCCAUUGGAGUUCAUCCUCUGUGAGAUAUUAAAGAAAUGAACUGUUUGAUCUUUAUGUUGUCGCUAAUGGUCUUGAAACCACACUAUAAAAGCUAGUAGGUCCUGGGACGGUUUAGAAACCACAGCGAAACAGCACGAUUCAAUAGUAGCAACAGAAAGCUAUCAAUUGUUCAUCCUCAAAGCAAGAUGGGGGCUUCCAGGGCAGCAGUCUCAACACUACCACUACUAGUGUUAUCAGCAAUUGUAAUGGCAAUGAUAAAGUGUUCGGAAGCUGGAAGCAUAGCAAUCUACUGGGGUCAGAACGGAGGUGAAGCCGGCUUGGAAGAGACCUGUGCAACUGGUGACUAUAGAUUUGUAAUCGUUGCUUUCCUGCCAACAUUUGGCAACGGCCAAACUCCAACCAUCAACCUUGCAGGCCAUUGCGACCCAACAAAUGGUGGCUGCAAAGGCCUCAGCUCCGAGAUCAAAUCAUGUCAAGAGAAAGGGAUUAAAGUCCUGCUCUCCCUUGGAGGUGGAGUUGGUAGUUACUCACUCACAGGUACAGACGAUGCCAGGCAAGUUGCAACUUACCUUUGGGAUCACUUCUUGGGGGGUCAUUCCUCUGCAAGGCCACUGGGUCAUGCAGUUCUUGAUGGGAUUGACUUCGACAUUGAAGGUGGGACCACCCAUUACUGGGGUGAUCUAGCCAGGUUCCUGAAACAUCACAGCAACGACGGCCAGAAGAAAGUGUACAUAACUGGAGCUCCACAAUGUCCAUAUCCUGAUGCCUGGAUUGGGAGAGCCAUAAGCACGGGACUGUUUGAUUAUCUCUGGGUGCAAUUCUACAACAACCCUCCCUGCCAGUACUCUGGUGGGAGCAUUGAUGGUCUUCAAAAUGCUUGGGAUCAAUGGACUUCUUCAGGUCAUGCCAAGAAGAUCUUCUUGGGACUGCCUGCGGCACAGGGGGCAGCUGGCAGCGGUUUCAUCCCUCCUCAUGAGCUGAUCUCCACUGUGCUUCCUGCAAUCAAGAGUUCUCAGAAGUAUGGGGGUGUUAUGCUCUGGUCCAAGUUCUAUGAUGAACAAACUGGAUAUGCUAAAGCUAUCAAGAAGCAUGUCUGAUUCAUCAUCGUUUCUAACUGGAACGACUUGGCUUCUUCAUCCAGUUACUGACAACCAACUCAUGCUAGUGUACAUGUACCAAUGGCAGCCUUGUUUCGACCGUCGAAGACGAGGGCUGGACUCUGAAGUUUAUGUGUAAUCUACUACUUUUUUUUUUUCCUUUUUGGCUUGUCCUUUUCCACUUCUCCUGGUGUUUCACUAGAAACACAAUAAGGUCAUGGACCAUAG
Molecule: messenger RNA, 1683 nt
Organism: Linum trigynum
Lineage: Eukaryota; Viridiplantae; Streptophyta; Magnoliopsida; Malpighiales; Linaceae
Source: the annotation of a GenBank genome assembly